AAGAGGAAGAAGAUACUAUAAAGGAUAUGGCUUUUAAAGGGGAACGCAUUUUAGAAAUAGACGAGUUUUUUGAUCAAUUGGAAGCCGAAUUUAAUAAAGUUGAUGAUAAAGAGAUUUGGAAAGGUGUUAUAGACAAUAUUUGGGCGUUUGGAACCAAACGUGUUGGACCGAACUUAUUAGUAAAUCAUGUACCAAAUUAUGAACGGAAAUCAUGGAGGAAAAUUUGCAGUGCAUUGAAAGUUUUUGAAACGGUCCAUCCAGAAGUAAAUGAAGAAGAUUUUCUUCAUGAAGAACGUACUUCAUAUAAUUUAUCGAUCCGUGAUUUUGUUGAAGGAAUUCAUACAGGGUUUCAACUUGCCACAAAAUCAGGCCCACUUUGUGCUGAACCGUUAAUGGGAGUGUCCUAUUUUUUAGAAGAUUUCACGAUAAAUAUAGAUAGCAAUAAUUUGGAUAUAUCUGAAAUACGAAAUAAAUUAGGUGGACAAGUUAUUACUACAAUGAGAGACGCAUGUAAUAAGGGUUUUUUAGAAUGGUCUCCAAGACUAAUGUUGGCUAUGUACUCCUGUGAUAUUCAAGCAACUGGUCGUGUAUAUGGUGUAAUAUCAAAACGUCGAGGGCGUAUUAUUUCCGAAGAAUUAAAAGAAGGAACUCCAUUUUUCCAUAUUUUUGCAUCACUACCUGUAAUAGAGAGUUUCGGAUUUGCUGACGAAAUAAGGAAGCGGACUUCUGGCACGGCUAGCCCACAACUAAUCUUUAGCGGAUUUGAGAUGUUGGAUGAGGAUCCGUUUUGGGUCCCAACGACUGAAGAAGAGCUUGAAGACUUAGGAGAAAAGUCUGAUAGAGAAAAUCUUGCAAAGAAAUAUAUGGAAGAUGUAAGAAAACGCAAGGGAAUGUUUAUAGAUAGGAAAAUAAUUGAGCAUGCAGAAAAACAGCGAACAUUAAAAAAGAAGUAA
Molecule: messenger RNA, 953 nt
Organism: Funneliformis caledonium
Lineage: Eukaryota; Fungi; Glomeromycota; Glomeromycetes; Glomerales; Glomeraceae
Source: the annotation of a GenBank genome assembly